Messenger RNA from Lotus japonicus, 3102 nucleotides. RefSeq names its product L10-interacting MYB domain-containing protein-like. The transcript is spliced from 4 exons. NCBI's taxonomy places the organism in Eukaryota, Viridiplantae, Streptophyta, Magnoliopsida, Fabales, Fabaceae. The coding region runs from base 1954 to 2565 and encodes 203 amino acids. The record is from RefSeq and is a predicted model, not a curated record.
UUGCUUAUAAGUUAAAUCAUUCUUCCACUUUUCCAGAAGAACUCCUCUUCUGAUUUCUUCUCCAAGUAUGUCUUCCUUCUCAAGUCACUAAGAAAAGCUUAUCUUCUAACACUUUGGUCUCCCUUAAAGCUUACCAAUUUUAGCUAUAUCUCUUCUUACUUAGUUUUCAUCUUUUCUUCUUUUACUUAAAUGUUUAAAAUAUGUUGGAUUCAUGAGCAUUUAAACACUAAUAGCGAUAGUUCUGUGGAAAUCCUUCGUAGGACCACUCCUUCUAAUUGUAGUCGUUAGAGGAAUUCUCGAAUGGAGCUUUCUAUUGUGGGAAAUGAUCUAGGACACUUAGGGCCUGUUUGGGAUAGCGUUUAUUGCAUCAAACGCGCGUCGCGUUCACCGAAACGCCGUUCCGAAACUUUCCGUCCCCGUUUGGAUGAGCGUUUGCAGCAACGCAAAAACGCUAAAAUUCACCAAAACGGUGUUCUACUGGAAUCGAUAAUUUGGAGCGUUGGGCGUUGGAGCGUUCGACCGUUGAAAGGAAGGCAUAAAUUUGAUUUUUGCCCAUGGUACCUUCCCUGACUUUGUUCAGUUUGCCCAUGUCGUGCUCGAUCCUGGUUUGAAAUCGCAUCCGUGCUCGAUCCCGGUCUCUGGAACUUGCCUCCAUGCUCGAUCUCGAUCUGGAUCUGGAAAUCGCACGUUCUGAGGCAAUAAAAUGGGUUUUCAUAGAGAACCGCAACCCAGAUUGUUUUGACCCCCCUUUGCUGCAAAUAUUAGAUGUGGUCCAGUUUCUAUGUUUCAGAAAGAAUAGUUGAUCAAAUUCGCUGCCAUGUUGGAGGAAGUGAGCUUGGCAAUCCAAAGGCAGAGCUGAAGACACAUUCAACCACUUGUAGCACUGGUUCCACACUUUUGCUGCAAAAUCACAAUUAAGGGAGCAAAGCCUCUCCAAAGGUCAGGACAUUUGAGGGAGCAAAGACUCUCCAAAGUUGAUCAAAGGCAGGUAAAACUUCUUCAGAAUUCAAUCCCUGCAGUAGCAAGAAGCCUCUGGUAUAGUCGGUUAGUUGAGUCUAAAAGCACCUCUGGUAUAGGGAAAAUUGAAUUUAUAAUUUGAGGUCCAAAGAGUUUUUUUUUUUCUUUUUUCAACCAGAGAGUUCUUUUCAUUUUGCACACUUUCUUUAAAAAUUAUAGAAUAAUAGAAACCACAAUUGUUUAUAUAUAAUGCUUCUUAUAAUCUGUUCACGUUUUAAAUUUACUUCCCUUUAUUUAUUACUUGUUCUGCUUAUUACUCCUUGGGCAUGGAAUUUCAGAUAUGGAAUUACCAACUCUCUUAAAGGCAAGUAAAUGCAAGUAGGUGCAUCAAACAUUGGUUCAGACCUUGAAUUGAAUUUUUGCUUUCUAAUCCUUACCUCACUCACCAACUCAUCUUAUAUGCAUCUGAUAGAGAAUUAAAGUGGAUGUUGAGGACUUGAAGAGUGUUUGAAGAGGGUUCUCUUUGUAAUCCAUCUUCUUGGUUCAAUCUUGCAAGCUAUUAGGUUUGUAAUUAUUCUACUCUUGCUAUUGUUUAUUCUUGCUUAAAUGACUGUGCUAUUCAAUAUUCAUGUGUGUAAGGUGAAAAACUGGGUCUUGGUCUCUUUUAAUGUUCCAAAAUCAAAACUGAGUCUUGAUCUGAAAAACUGUGUAAUUUUCUAUUCAAUAUUUUCUUUUUGACAUGCUGAUCUGAAAUCCCAUGCUCAAUCUACUGACAUUAGAAAAACUGCAUAUUGACUAGAUUUUAGGUCCCUAUUUAUGCUAAAGUUUGUAUGUUUGUGAUGUUAGUAACUUGGUAUUUUUUCUCUUGCUUGUAAUAGAAAUGUGUUGUUCUUUUUCUUGCUAAUAAUUGCUAAGUGUUCUAUAGAAUUUUGCAUGAUCUUUAGCACCUCUUUGCUACUGUUAUGAGUCUUCAACAACAAAAGAGAGAAAGCCAUUAUGGAUAACUCAAAGGCUACAUGGGAUUUUCAAGCAACUAAGUUGUAUGUCAAAUUAUGUUUGGCUGAACAUCAUAAAGGGGAACGUUUAGGAUCCAGCUUUACAAAGAAAGGGUGGAUAUCUAUUUUAACCAAAUUUAAUGCAUCAACUGGAAGAAAUUAUGAUAAGCCCAAGUUAAAAAACAAAUGGGAUAAUUUUAGAAGGGAGUGGCAAGCAUGGUACAAGUUAUUUGAAAAGGAAACAGGUUUGGGAUGGGAUAAGGCAAAGAAUACCGUAGAUGCUCCAGAUGAAUGGUGGGAGAAAAAGCAAUUGGAAAAUCCACUAUAUGGAAAAUACCGAGAGAAAGGACUUUCUUUUGGUGAAGAACUAACUAUUAUGUUUAAGGAUGUGGUGGCUACGGGAAAGUCUGCAUGGGCACCUACUUCUGGGAUAUUACCUAAUGACCUAAGCCAAAAUGAUGAUGUUUAUCGUCCAUGCUUAGAGAGUGAUGAAGAAGAUAGAGAGGAAGGAUCCGGAGAUAGUGAAGAACUUAUUUAUGGUAGCACUGUACCAAGUGUUGGAGUAAGCAAUGAAUUCCAAAAUAUAAAUUUUAAGUACUUCCCAAGGAAAUAAUAGUGAAACUAGCACUGGGAAGAGGAAAAGGGUUGAGACUAGUGCAAAAAAUCAAAACAAGAAAAAGACAAAAGAGCCUGCCUCAAAACAAAUAGCUGAUGCAAUAACUAAGAUAGUGGAUGCAUCUGAGUCACGCACCACUGCUAUAAACACACUUGUAGCUCCCGGUUCAUCUAUUGGUGAAGUUAUGGCUGAGAUUCAACAAAUGGAGGCUAUUACAAGUGAUCCUGAAUUGCAUUCUAGAUGUUGUCAGCUCAUGAUGAUAAAGGAUGCAAGGAUUAUGUUUGCAUCCUUGAAAGGAUAUGAUAAAAACUUGUUGGAUUGGCUUAAGUAUGCAGCUUAUAACCCAUUUCCUAGUCGUGGGUGAUGUGUAUUGUGUUAUGUACUAGUACUGCUUCUACAAAAUUAAGCAUAUGAAUGUAGUAUAACCUUAAUGGUUUGUUUGUUAUGAAUUUAGAGCUUUGAAAACUUAAAUGUUGUUUUGUCUUGUAUUUGAAGAAGCAAAUGAAUGAAAUAUAUUUUUCUUUAUGCAUGCAA